AUCUCUUGAGGACUCAGAAGAGCAGCUGUGAGACCACCCAGGGAAGAGGAUGACGGCCAGCAGAGCUCUGGUUCUGGGGAUCCUCGCCCUGACCACCGUGCUCAGCCCCUGUGGAGGUGAAGACGACAUUAAGGCUGACCAUGUUGGCUCCUAUGGUUUAAGCUUCUAUCAGUCUUAUGAAGACAAUGGCCAGUACACAUUUGAAUUUGAUGGCGAUGAGUUGUUCUAUGUGGACUCAGAUAAGAAGGAGACAGUCUGGAGGAUUCCUGAGUUUGGCCAACUGACGAGCUUUGACCCACAAGGUGGACUGCAAACUCUAGCUACAGCAAAACACAACUUGGGCACCCUGAUGAAGAGGUCCAAUUCUACCCCAGCUACCAACAAGGUUCCUGAGGUGACCAUGUUCUCCAAGUCCCCUGUACUGCUGGGUCAGCCCAACACCCUCAUCUGCUCUGUGGACAACAUCUUUCCUCCCGUGGUCAACAUCACAUGGUUGAGAAACAGCAAGUCAGUCACAGAAGGUGUCUAUGAGACCAGCUUCUUCUUCAACCGUGACUAUUCCUUCCACAAGAUGUCUUACCUCACCUUCAUCCCUUCUGAUGAUGACGUUUAUGACUGCAAGGUGGAACACUGGGGCCUGGAGGAGCCGGUGCUGAAACACUGGGAACCUGAGGUUCCAGCCCCCAUGUCAGAGCUGACGGAGACUGUGGUCUGUGCCCUGGGGUUGUCCGUGGGCAUCGUGGGCAUCGUGGUGGGCACCAUCUUCAUCAUUCAAGGUCUUCGAUCAGGCGGCACCUCCAGACAUCCAGGGCCCUUAUGAGCCACACACUGGAAAGGAAGGUAAGGGUUUGUGUUUGUGGG
Molecule: messenger RNA, 861 nt
Organism: Peromyscus eremicus (cactus mouse)
Lineage: Eukaryota; Metazoa; Chordata; Mammalia; Rodentia; Cricetidae
Product: H-2 class II histocompatibility antigen, A-U alpha chain
Exons: 4
Coding region: 50-820 (256 amino acids)
Biological process (GO): peptide antigen assembly with MHC class II protein complex; positive regulation of T cell activation; antigen processing and presentation of exogenous peptide antigen via MHC class II
Cellular component (GO): membrane; MHC class II protein complex
Molecular function (GO): MHC class II protein complex binding
Source: RefSeq, a predicted model, not a curated record